AUGCAUUUGGCUCAGAGUUUUGUCUUGCUAUGUCUGGUGGCGACUGGUAUAGCUCUGCCUACCAAUGAAGACAUCAGGACCCAGGAACUUAAGGCGCGCGGUCCGGGUUACUCUCCUAAGCAGCCCCCCUUGACAACACCAUGGACCAAUAAAGUCGGAACGAAGCCAUGGCCCGAAUAUCCGCGGCCGUUGCUAGAGCGCUCCGCAUGGAAGAAUCUCAACGGAGUGUGGAAGUACCAAAGUGCUGCAAGCCUCGAUGCUGUCCAGCAACCACCUUUUGGGCAGGAGCUUGCACAGGAAGUUUUGAUUCCGUCGUGUCUUGAGAGUGGAUUGUCUGGAAUCCAAACAGAUUCAGCUUUCUACUCUUGGUUUUCGACAUCCUUUAAAGUAUCUCCUUCUUGGAAGGGUGAGCAGGUACUGCUCAAUUUUGGAGCUGUAGAUUAUGAAGCCACAGUCUUUGUCAAUGGCCAAAAGGCAGGCUUCCACCGUGGCGGAUACUUCCGCUUUGCCUUAGACGUGACAAAGUAUCUGAAAUUUGAUCAGCAGAAUGAGCUACUUGUUUUUGUACAUGAUCCCACUGACGAUGGCGACUAUGUUAUCCCCAUUGGAAAGCAGACCCUGAGGCCGAGUCACAUCUUUUAUACGCCCUGCAGUGGUAUAUGGCAAACUGUUUGGCUUGAGGCUGCCCCAGCCAACCACAUUACCAAACUCGAUCUUGACGCAAACAUGGAUGGCCAAAUAAGUAUCACUGUACACAGCUCCGCCACUGAUAAGCCCGCCAACGCCGAGGUCACUGUCCACAAAAAUGGAAAGACUAUUGCAACCCACAAAGGCCCCACCAACAAGCAAUUCCAAUUCAAAGUAUCUUCGCCCAAGCUCUGGUCCCCGGACUCGCCUAACCUGUACAAUGUGACUGUUAAACUCGGCAAAGAUAAAGUGGAGAGCUAUGUUGGCUUCCGUACAAUCUCCAGGGGUAAGAUUGACGGGGUUGAACGACCCUUACUCAAUGGGAAAUUUAUCUUCAUGUUCGGAACCUUGGAUCAAGGCUAUUGGCCUGAUGGUUUAUACACACCUCCCAGUAAAGAGGCGAUGGUGUACGAUCUGAAGAUGCUAAAGAAGUUAGGAUUCAACAUGGUCCGCAAGCAUAUCAAAGUUGAGACCGACCUGUUCUAUCGAGCAUGCGACGAGCUCGGUCUGCUUGUAAUUCAGGACAUGCCUUCCCUACGUCCGUCGCAGUCCAGGAGAGGAGCAGAUGGUAACUUCCAUACUAUUCUACCGGACGAGAAGCAGCAGGCCGAGUUCGCUCGCCAGCUAGAUUUGUUGGUCAACCAGCUCAAGAGCUUCCCCAGUGUUGCAACUUGGGUCGUGUACAACGAAGCCUGGGGUCAGAUCAGCAACAACCCCGAGUUUGAGCUGACCGAGAGGGUCAGACAACUGGACCCCACUCGACUUGUGGAUUCGACAAGUGGUUGGGACGACCAUGGCGCUGGAGACUUUAGUGACAACCACCACUACGCAAACCCACAAUGCGGCACUCCAUUCUAUUCCCUACGUUCUAGCCCACACGAUCCUAGCCGGAUUGGGUUCCAGGGUGAAUUUGGUGGCAUCGGUACUAAUGUAUCCAUUGACCAUCUCUGGAACAACCAGAAAGCUAUCGAUACUAUCGACCAAACAUACGAACUCGACGAAACCAUCGAGGCAUGGAAUUAUCGCAGCCACCUUCUCCUGAACGAGCUCGAAGAUCAGGUCCGCCUGUACGCAUGCAGUGGGGGCGUCUGGACACAGACGACCGACGUCGAAGGCGAGGUCAACGGUCUGAUUACUUAUGACCGUCGCGUGUCAAGAGUCAACGAGAAGCAGUGGCAGGCAGAUAUUAAAGCUCUCUAUGAUGCUGCUGCCGCAAGGAGCAAGGCUUGA
Penicillium griseofulvum is the source of this 1917-nucleotide messenger RNA. RefSeq names its product putative hydrolase. Gene Ontology annotation, molecular function: hydrolase activity, hydrolyzing O-glycosyl compounds. Gene Ontology annotation, biological process: carbohydrate metabolic process. The record is from RefSeq and is a predicted model, not a curated record. The transcript is spliced from 7 exons. The coding region runs from base 1 to 1917 and encodes 638 amino acids. NCBI's taxonomy places the organism in Eukaryota, Fungi, Ascomycota, Eurotiomycetes, Eurotiales, Aspergillaceae.